AUGCCUGGAACCCUGCUUGAGCCCAUCAUCUCUGCUUACAGCUAUAUUUUUGACCUGGUGGCACUGAAUGAAACAGAAGAGAAAGAUCUGCAUGAGAAACAUCACGACUUCACAACUGGAGAAAAAUCUUUCAGUUGCUCAGAGACGGAAAAGACUUGCUCUCCAAAAAGAGCUGGGAAGACUGGAACUAGGAAAUGUUUCACCUGCCAACAGUGUGGAAAGAGUUUAAACAAAAAAGAAAACCUUAAAGUCCAUAUGAGAGUUCACACUGGAGAGAAGCCUUACAUGUGCCAUCAGUGUGGAAAGAGCUUCCCACGAAACGCCAGUCUAAAGAUUCACAUGAGAACUCACACCGGAGAGAAGCCUCAUACCUGCCCUCUCUGUGGAAUGGGCUUCACGUAUAAAGGAACGCUUUACAUCCACAUGAGAGUUCACACUGGAGAGAAGCCAUUUCAAUGUGGUCAGUGUGGGAAGCGUUUCCCACAUAAAGCAACCUUUGAUAUUCACACGAGAAUUCACACCGGAGAGAAGCCAUACACCUGCCAACUCUGUGGAAAAACUGUGAAUCGGAAAGGAAGUCUCGUAGCUCACAUGAGAGUUCACACCGGAGAGAAGCCGUACACCUGCCAACUGUGUGGAAAAACUAUGACUCAGAAAGGAAAUCUUAUAGCUCACAUGAGAGUUCACACCGGAGAGAAGCCUUACACCUGUAAUCAGUGUGAAAAAGGGUUUGCACGUAAAGAAUUCCUUCGUAAGCACAUGGAGAUUCACUCAAGAGAGAGCUGCUUUAUAUGCCAUCAGUGUGGAAGGAGAUUCACAGACGGGGAACAGUUAAAGAAGCACGUAGUAACUCAUAUCGGAGAGGAGCCUUUUAUGUGUCAUCACUGUGGAAAGAGUUGCUCAAGAAAAGCAAACCUCGAGACUCACAUGAGAAUUCACACUGGAGAGAAACCCUUUACAUGCCAACAGUGUGGAAAGCGUUUCAGACAGAGAACAGCUCUUCAGAGUCACAUGAGAGUUCACACCACAGAGAGGCCUUCUCGCGCAUCUUCAGUGCGAGUUUCACAUAUCAAAUAGAUCUGAAGAGUUAUUUACAAUCUCAUUCUGGCAAGAAAUUGGCGUGUUCUGAGUGUGGUAAGAGGUUUAGA
Sinocyclocheilus grahami is the source of this 1148-nucleotide messenger RNA. Its product is annotated as gastrula zinc finger protein XlCGF8.2DB-like. The transcript has 2 exons. The coding region runs from base 1 to 1077 and encodes 358 amino acids. The record is from RefSeq and is a predicted model, not a curated record. NCBI's taxonomy places the organism in Eukaryota, Metazoa, Chordata, Actinopteri, Cypriniformes, Cyprinidae.